AUGCCCUCCAUAAUUUUCGCGCGCGCAUGUGUAGAUCCUCACACUUCCCCUUAGAACCUGCUUUGGCAUCUUGCUCUACAGCAUGGUUCGGAGACAGCCGCCCCCUUUCUCUUGUUAACCGACAGACGCUACCAUGUUGGAAUCAACGAUGAUCCCGAAAAUGAUCAACAAAAGAAGAAGAACGGCUGGACCAGGAGUCGAACCUGGGUCGCUUCCAUUAAUCGGAAAAGCUUUGACCUCUAA
Molecule: messenger RNA, 243 nt
Organism: Microbotryum saponariae
Lineage: Eukaryota; Fungi; Basidiomycota; Microbotryomycetes; Microbotryales; Microbotryaceae
Source: the annotation of a GenBank genome assembly